Molecule: messenger RNA, 2323 nt
Organism: Tigriopus californicus
Lineage: Eukaryota; Metazoa; Arthropoda; Copepoda; Harpacticoida; Harpacticidae
Product: baeyer-Villiger monooxygenase-like
Exons: 8
Coding region: 522-2147 (541 amino acids)
Molecular function (GO): NADP binding; flavin adenine dinucleotide binding; N,N-dimethylaniline monooxygenase activity
Source: RefSeq, a predicted model, not a curated record
CAUGCAAUUUUAAAUAUUGUUUGAGAACGUCUAUAAGACUGGAGGUGUCGUUCGCACAUCAAAUGUUUUAUUAUUAACCGCUCAAACUAGAUGGCAUCCUCGACAAUUUGUAGCUUCUGGGAAAGUCCGCUUACUUUGUUAAGUUGAUGUUGACCAAAUUAAUCAAUUAUUAAUCCAUAUGCAUUGAGUCCAUGCAUUAAGAUGUCCUUUCACAAAAUUACCCUCCAAACGAGAAUUUGAAGCUUAUUUGCUUCCAGAAUACUGAGAUAAGAUCAAACAAAGUGUUGAAGAUAUGUCGUGGGUAAGGGUUUAAGAAUGCGAGUCAACGCAUCUUCGAUUCCCGGUUCGUCAGACGCAUAGGUCAGAUCUGGCUCAAACCAAAAGACUUGUCCAUCGUACGUGUAGCUGCUCUGAGGCUUACAAAAAGUACGCCUCUCGGAAUCAUAAAAAGAAUUCGUUUUGAAUCUCGAGGACCAAUUCAGAUUAGUUGUCAUUCUACGAGCACUCAGACUUUCAACAACAUGGAUUGGAAAAUUCAGUUGUGGAUGUGGAACUACAACUAUGGGCCACUUGUGUAUUUAAGUCUUCUCUUCUACAUGUUGUGGAACAUAAGUUUGAAUUUAUUGGCUUUUCUGGUGCUACCGCUCAUUGUCUUUCAAGUGUACCAAAUUAUGCCAAGGAGACAGGCUUCAGGAGCAAACAAGUACAAUGCCAUUGUGGUCGGUUCCGGUAUUGCUGGGUUAUGCUCUGCCGUCAAACUUCAAGAAAUUGGAGUCCAUUUCACAGUAUUGGAAAAGGGGAAACACUUGGGCGGAACAUGGUGGUGGAACACCUAUCCGGGAGCCGCCUGUGACGUGCGAUCUCAUUUGUAUUGUAUUUCCUUCUUUCCAAACCCAUGGUGGUCAAGGGCCUACGCUAAGGGACCGGAAAUCCACCAGUACCUCAAAGACUUUGCCACUUACUUCAAUCUUCAUCCCCAUAUCAAGUACAACCAAAAGGUGAGCAGAUGUAAAUGGAACCCAGAAUUAUUCAAGUGGGAUGUGACUACGGACGACGGGUCGGUUUACACAGCCAAUUUCGUGAUCUCGGCUUGUGGACAACUGCAUGCUCCCAAGAUGCCGACCUACAAGGGCUUGGAAUCAUUCAACGGGCCAAAAUUCCAUAACACUCAGUGGGAUCACUCGGUGGACUUAACAGGAAAAAGGGUCGGGGUUUUGGGGACGGGUGCAUCGGGUGUUCAAGUCGUUCCACAAUUAGCUAAACAGGUCGAUCAACUAUACGUCUUUCAACGAACGGCCACAUGGGUGGUUCCCAAAUUUGACCCAGAGACCUCCUAUUGGAAGCUAGCAAUUUUCUCUUUACUGCCCAUCACAAUGACCCUCUACCGUUGGGUUUUAUUCUGGCAAAGUGAGAUGAGAUUUCCUUUGAUGUUAAAACCGGACUCACCCAAGGCAAAAAUGAUUGGUCAAAACAUUGCUGGACACCAUGCUCACGUUUUAAAAGACCCAGAGAUGAUUCGGAAACUAACUCCAACUUACAAUGUGGGUUGUAAGAGAAUCACACCCUCUUCCUUUUACCUUGAGUCCUUUGCGAAACCCAACGUCUAUGUGGAAACCGGCAAGAUCGCCGAGGUCACAUGUGAUGGAAUAACAACGGAGAAUGGACAUACCCAAUUGGACGCCAUUAUCUUUGCCACCGGAUUUGAUCGGCUCCGUUCAAUGAACGCCUUUGAAGUCAUUGGACAAGAUCCGAAAAUCAACCUUUGCCAAGCUUGGGGAGAGGCUCCUCAAGCCUACAUGGGUUUAUUCAUGUCCGGAUACCCCAAUUACUUCACGAUUUCUGGUCCAAACACGUCAACUGCGCACAAUUCCGUCAUUUUCUCCUUAGAAUGUCAAACUACUCACGCGGUCAACUACAUUGCCCAAAUGGUCCAAUCCGAAUUGAAAUCUUUGGAUAUCAAGCCUGAGGUAACAGCCGAUCAUAUGGGGAAGAUACGGGCCCGCACUCCCCUACACGUGUUUUCAACCUGCGUGAAUGAAGCCUAUCAGAACGCCCAAGGCGUGUUGUGGCCUAUGUGGCCUUACAGCAUGGUUUAUCUUUGGUGGCGAUCUAUGGAAUGUGAUCUAUCCUUAUUUGAUGUGAAAUGAGUCCUCCCGCCAAAAUGUUUGACAGGCAACUCCUUUUUUUGAGGAAGAAAAAACACCCAACCUCUUUUGAUUAAACGUCAAGCUGUCAAACACAGGGGCACCAUAAUUGUUUUUCUAUUACCAUGUUCUCUUUUGGCUAAGAAUUGACUGAAAUAAAAUCUCAAAUUGUAGAUACA